CCCUGAAUUUUGAGAUAACAAUGUCCUUCAUUCAGAAAAGCACUGAAGCUUUUUAGUUUCUCUAGCUGAAGGCUUCAGCUUCCGCUGCACAGACCUGUAGAUAUCACGGACGCUCAGAAGUCACGUUGUUUAUCCUGACGUCACGGUUUCCACGACAACGGAACCUGACAGCUGUUCCCCACUUCGAGAGGAAUCGUUAUAAAGAUUUUAAUCCACUCAGCGUAAGACGGGACAAAACACCACAGCACCUGAGACAAACAUGGGCUUGUUGUCCAUUCUUCGUCGGAUGAAACAGUCUCCAGAGCAGGAAGUGCGCUUACUGUUGCUUGGCUUGGACAAUGCUGGAAAGACUACUCUGCUGAAACAGCUCGCUGCUGAAGAUAUCAGCCACAUCACCCCCACACAAGGUUUCAAUAUAAAGAGCGUUCAGUCUUCUGGUUUCAAGUUAAACGUUUGGGACAUUGGUGGUCAGCGCAAGAUUCGCCCCUACUGGAGGAAUUACUUCGAGAACACAGAUGUACUGAUCUAUGUGAUUGACAGCUCAGACAAGAAAAGAUUUGAAGAGACAAGUAUGGAGCUGGCUGAGCUGCUGGAGGAGGAUGCGCUCGCUGGUGUGCCACUGCUAAUCUUUGCUAACAAGCAGGACCUGAUGACAGCCACCCCGGCGUCUGAGCUGGCAGAGAGUCUCAAUCUGCACACCAUCCGGGAUCGCAUGUGGCAGGUCCAGGCGUGUUCGGCAAUCACAGCAGAGGGAGUACAGGAUGGCAUGACCUGGGUUUGCCGGAAUAUUUCUUUCAGGAAAAAAUGACUAUGGAAGGAAUAAUCUUGAAGAAUCGC
Cheilinus undulatus (humphead wrasse) is the source of this 837-nucleotide messenger RNA. Its product is annotated as ADP-ribosylation factor-like protein 3. Bases 260 to 808 code for a protein of 182 amino acids. Gene Ontology annotation, cellular component: microtubule cytoskeleton; cytoplasm. Lineage: Eukaryota; Metazoa; Chordata; Actinopteri; Labriformes; Labridae. Gene Ontology annotation, biological process: cilium assembly. The record is from RefSeq and is a predicted model, not a curated record. The transcript is spliced from 6 exons. Gene Ontology annotation, molecular function: GTPase activity; GTP binding.